Gymnogyps californianus (California condor) is the source of this 1855-nucleotide messenger RNA. RefSeq names its product nuclear envelope integral membrane protein 2 (gene NEMP2). The coding region runs from base 69 to 1298 and encodes 409 amino acids. The record is from RefSeq and is a predicted model, not a curated record. Gene Ontology annotation, cellular component: nuclear envelope. The transcript is spliced from 9 exons. Lineage: Eukaryota; Metazoa; Chordata; Aves; Accipitriformes; Cathartidae.
UGUCCGGGGCGGCCGGGGGCAGCGGGGAGGCGCCGUCAGCAGGUAGAAACUGUCGCUUUUUGCAGGAAAUGGAUGUCAUCCAGGAACAGGAUGAAAACUGUUACUGCUAUAUGCAAAACAGAACCAUUCACUUACAGUACGUUUGGUCAACUCUUCAGGUAAAAGUUAACAGCAGAGAAAUGUUCAGGUUUGAGCCUAUUUCAGAAAAAAGCAACUGUCGUAAUUCAGAAACUGUUUUUGAGUUUGCUGCAUGUGCUGUUCAAAUCUUCUGGAAACCAGAGACAUCUACAGAAACUUUCAUAAGCAUAAAACAAUAUGGAGAGGAUAUUUGUUUCAAAAUACAGCCCUUCAAAACCAAACCGUACACUGUGAGUGUGAAACGAGAAAUGCUAGAUGGAAAGCUCUUGUUUUUGUUUGUAGCUGGAAUUUUUCUGUUCCAUUUUGCAAACAGCCUGAGCAGGAGUACCAAGUUCUUUUACCUUUCCGGAAUAAUACUGGGUGUUCUUGCUCUGCUAGUCUUUGUCCUGUUGACACUUAAAAGGUUUAUUCCAAGGCACAGUACCUUCUGGAUCUUAAUGAGUGGCUGCUGGAUGUCCUCUCUCUAUUUUAUUUACUGCUUCAAAGAGAAUAUGCAGUGGUUGUGGUCUGAACACAGGAACUACUUGUUGGGGUAUUUGCUGGCUGUUGGAAUUACCAGCUUUGCCACUUGCUAUCAGCAUGGACCGCUUACCACUGAACUGAGCAUAACCUUGUUCACAUGGACGCUACAAUUAACAGCCUUUGUCUUGAUUUAUUGUGGUGUCACCAUACCUCAAGUUGCAUAUGCAGUAAUAGCAGUCAGCCUCUGUUCAAAAGGCCUGUGUUACCCCCUUGGUGCUGCUUGUCACAUAGGCAGAAAAAUGAAGAAUCACUUUAAAUCAAAAAAGUUAGUGUUUAAAUGCCUUACUGAAGAGGAGUACCGAGAACAAGGUGAAACAGAAACUAUCAGAGCUCUGGAGGAGCUACGCUCAUUCUGCAGGAACCCUGACUUCCCAUCAUGGUUAGCCGUAUCCAGACUCCAGUCCCCACAUAGGUUUGCAGGUUUUGUUCUGGGAUCUCCCCACGUCUCACCUGCAGAAACAAAGGCGCAUGAUGAGGAAUACGGCAUCGGGAGCUUCUUCCUGGAAGAGCAGCUCUUUGAGACAAGGGCAGAAUCUGAGCAAGAUGAUCCAGCCAAUUCCAUCCAUGAAGGAGAUGAGGAGGAUGAAGAUGAAAUGCAUAAACAGAUUUCAUUUCCAUAUGCUACCGAGUUGCUCUGAGCUUUGGGAAAUAACCAAAAAAAAGGAGAGAGGGAAAACACAUUCGUCCUAGAAAGGAAGGAUACAGACUGAGAACUCACGCUUGGUGAUUUCUUGUGGUUGUGCUGGUGGACAAACAAGGAUUUCUGAAAAAACUGUUUCCUGUAUCACUGAUGUUGCCCGAUUAGAGCAACAGAAGGAAACCAUAGGGGCUGUUCAAGUGAAGAGGAUUCUCAUGCUAUUGGUACUUUAACUGGGGAAGUAAAUGUUGCUUGUUUCCAAAGCAAGUACUGGCAGCAGCCUGUCCCACCAGGAUGCCUUGUUUUUCCAAGGAUACUACCUCUAGAGAACAGAGAAUCUCUUUUGGCCCUUUCCAUUGUCAAGGCCUCUGUGCUGAGCACUAGAGGGAGGAGAAGCCAUUAUUAAUACUCUAAUUUUACUAAGUACCCUAUGUGUCAACAAUUUUAAUAAUGCUGUUAGUGUGCUGAUAAACUAUUUUUAUUGUUUGUAAGACUUUUCGGUGCUAAAGAUCAAUAGAGAGUUAACACAAUUGAAUGAGGUUUGUUUGCUCUUCUGGC